AAAUUUUAGAAGAAUUAAACCAGAUCCGCCCGAUUUUAAAAGAUGAAUUAGUUGAAAUUAAUAUAGUGGAUAAACUUACUAAUGAGAUACAACAAAUUUUUGAAAAACUUAGUAAGUCUUCAAGUAUUGAAAACGUUGGCACAAAGUUGAUAGAUCAUUUAGAACGUUUAAAAUUACUCGCACAUGAAGAAGCUUAUUUGAAAAGAAAAGAAUUUAUAUCAUUUUUAACGAAUUCUUCAAAUAAAAUAAAAAUUUUAUUUAAAAAUGGUAUAAAUACAGAAGAAGAGAUUAAUAGACGUGCUAGAGUUCUUGGUUCAUGUUUUCAUCCAGAUAGAACCAAAAAUCCAAAAUGUCCAUAUGUGCUUCAUGAAAUAUUUAAAAGUCAAGGCGAUGAGUUAUUUAAACUUAUCUCAGAGUUCAAAGAACAUUUAUUAAAUAAGUUGAAAAAAACCUUAGAAAUAGAAGACCAUGAAAAAUACGGAAAUGAGCUUUGGAGAAUUACUAUUGACUAUAAUAACGCAUCAAAAGGACAAUGGGACAAACUAAAAGUAUUAAAAAAAGAUGAUAUCAAAGAGCUCUCUUCCGAAUUAUUGAAACAGAAUAGUAUGCAUAUGGGAGAAUUGGCCUUUUAUCAAUAUCGAGCAGCUUGCAAAAUUGCGGAUAAAGCUAAACUGCUAAAAAAACAGGUAAAGUUAAGAGGAUAUAUGGCUUUAUGUUUAUAUUUCACAAACAAAUUUCUGGAAGCCCCGUUAUAUACUUUAGCGGCAUUGCUUUUACAAAUGAAGUCAAAUAAUGUUACACAACAAGAGAUAAACGAGGCAAAAAAAAUAUUUGUUAAAGUUAAUGGUGGAAGAGAAGAAAGAGAAAGGAAUGAAGAUGGUAUGUCUUCCGACUCAAGUGAGAGUGACUUUAAUAAUUCAAUGGCCCUAAUAAGAGUAAAUGAUCAAGGGAUCACUUUUAAUGAUAGAGAGAUUAUUCAGAUUACAUUAGCCUAUACAGUUGCUAAAUUAUUUGUUAAGGCGGAACGUAGUUUGGUUCGUUUUCAAACAUCAUAUAAGGAAAUUUUGCGUGCAAAAAGGUGUACAUUUUCGUAUAAAAAAGGUCAGGAGAUUUUCAAAAAGAUAACAAUUCGAGAAAAUCUCAAUAAAAUCAUGAAACAAGCGUUAAGUGCAUACGAUGAUGAAAAAUAUCAAGAAUUCAUCAAUGUGCUUUCUGAGGAAUAUGAUGAUGAGAAUCAUAAGCGCCUCUUAAACUGGUGCGAUAAAUUUGGUAUUACAAGAAUAGUUGACAUGGUUUCAGGUCGGAUGGAAGCAAAAAAACUUGAUAAGCUCACCAGCGAAUUGCGUAGUCAAGGAAUCUAUGAAUUUUUUAAAGGUGCUUGCAGUAAACUUAAAGAUUCUAUACUUGAAGAGAUACGUAAUAUUGCAAGAAUUAAUAUUGCAAUCCUUACUAUAACAGAAUUUUCUAUGGACGCAUAUCAAGAGGCAAUAGAAACUGUAGAAGAAGUUCGAAAAUCUGUUCUAUCUGAUAUCGAUACACCUCUCUUUAUCACAUUUCCCGUUGAAACAAAGUCAGCUACAGCAGUGGACAUUAAUUAUUUGAAUAAUCAACAGUCUUUCAAUCAAGACAAAUAUUAUCAAGCGAUUUACUUUGAACGUUUGGCUGAAAAAGAAGCUAAAAUUAACAAGUUAAAGAGUUUAAGUCAUUGGCAAUCUGCUCAAGAAAACUAUAACAUUGCACGUGAAAUAAACCCUGAUAAUCUGAUUUAUUCCUUUGGAUACGCAAGAUGUUUACUAAAAUUAUCCAAAUACACUCAAGUUAUCAAACUUUCUGAUACAUGUCCAGCAUUAAAUUCUUCAUCAAAAUAUUUGAAUUUAUGUAGUGUAGCUUAUUUUAAGCAAAAAAAGCAUGCAGAUGCUAUGAUAUGCAAUUCUGAGGCACUAAAUUUGGAUCCGGGAAAUCAUUCGGCUGGUAAACAUAGAGAACUUGUCAAAAAAUUGAAUAUAAAUAAUAUAGGUGAACACCACAUAAACCGCUAUAAAAAUAAAUUAAUAUACGAAACAGAUUAUUUGAAAAAUUCUCACAGUAAUGAGAGUCCUGUCUACAAUAUUCUAUCAAUUGAUGGUGGAGGAAUACGUGCUGGAACAUCAACUGGUGGGAUCAUUGCUGCUGGAUUGUCGGCACCAAAGUUCGAAUCUAUCUACAUAAAUGAUGAAAUUGAAUAUAGAUAUUUAAAUUCAACCCAAUAUUUUCAGCUUCGGAAUUAUUGA
Molecule: messenger RNA, 2270 nt
Organism: Dentiscutata erythropus
Lineage: Eukaryota; Fungi; Glomeromycota; Glomeromycetes; Diversisporales; Gigasporaceae
Source: the annotation of a GenBank genome assembly